Messenger RNA from Coturnix japonica (Japanese quail), 3107 nucleotides. The record is from RefSeq and is a predicted model, not a curated record. Lineage: Eukaryota; Metazoa; Chordata; Aves; Galliformes; Phasianidae.
CAGCCGCCGGGCCGGGGACGGUGCCACAGCAGCAGGGCUUGGCCUGGGGGUCCCUGUUCUGGGCCCUCCAAACCUGCAGGAGCUCCAUGAUGCAUGUGCUGAAGCCUCAGGCCUCCAUUUGCAAAACUGAUUUUAGCUGAGCCCGCUGGAACUGCGCGCAUUACCCGUGCCCACACAGAGGUGUUGCAGCAGCUGCUACAGCUCCACACCUUGGGUUUGCCAUUGCUUUGUUUUCCAUCCUUUCCCCUGAGCUGCUGCCAGCAGGAUUAGCAGCACACACUCUAUGUUUGAAUCUAAUGCUUUGCAAUAGGCACUAUUGUCUCCGAGGUUGAGCUCACACCCAGAGGACCUUAUCACCAUUGCUUCUAUACUCUGUUUUCCUCCUCUCAGCUGUUACCAGGGUGGGUAUUGUGGUCAUUUGCCUUCCUAAAGCAUGCCCAUCACUUCCAGCUUUUGCCCUACAGCCGGGCCAUGGGGGCCAUGAGGCUUUUAAAGCAGCUGAAGCUCUCAGUGCAGCCUCUACCUGCAGCUCCUUGCUGGCAAUCUUUCCCCCCUUUCUGCUUCUUCAAGGAUGCUCAGUGUAACAGGUGGAUUUCAAUGGAGAGCCAUCUGCUUGGGAUCCCCGCUGUACCCUUCUUCGCUUCCUUCCUGUUUUGUCUCUGAUCACAGCCACAUCCACAUGCAAUCCGUGGCACUCAGCUCCAGCAUCGGGUUUUAGCGAAGCACGCACAUCUCUGCUCUUGCUCUGGUUGCUUAUUUUCAUGUGCCUCGUUAAAGCAGCUCUUUACUGCUUCCCACGCGAACACUGUCACCUCCUGUCCUAGCUUCUAGUGAAGGCUCAGGGGCUUUAUGAUUGCGGCCCAGAGAUGAAUCAUCUUGUCCACAGCUCCACUGCUUGAAAACUGCCAUCUCUCGGUGCCUCCAAGGCUGGAGACCCUUCAAGGGUCUGCCCUGAUCCCAAUGCAGGGAAGAUGUGGACUUUGCUUUUGCACUGGCUUCCCAUUCUCUCGCAUCACUCUAUCAACUAAGUUGGAAGGGACCCACGAGGAUCAUCGAGCCCAAUCCCUGGUCCCACUCAGCACCCCGAACCCCCAGUGGCUGAAAGCAGAGCCUGAUACCGCAUCGGGGCUGUGCCCACUGCCUUGGGCAGCCUGUGCCAUGCCCACCGCCCUCUGGGGCACAGCCUUUCCCUAACAGGUCGUGGCCGCGUCUUCCAUAGGCUUCUGGACGCCUAUUUACAACGAGCGCUGCCAAGGCGGAGUGGAAAUGUACUGGGAAGCCUUCCCCGGAGAGCGCGGACCUCCGUCAAUCACGACCAAGCGGGGGCUCGCCCCAUCCGCUGGCACGGAGCUGACCCCGGCACGAGCGCAUCCUCCUGUCUCCUCGCUCGGCUGCCGUUCCGUUCCGUUCCGUUCCGUGCCGUUCCGUUCCGUUCCGUUCCGUUCCGUUCCGUUCCGUUCCGUGCCGUGCCGUGCCGUGCCGCCGAGGCGGGGGCCGCCGCAGUCCCCGCCCGCCCGGCCGGGAGGGGCCAAACGUCGUCGCCGCCGCAGAGACGCCGCCGGGCGAUGCCGCGCCGGGCCCGGGGCCGUCAGCGGGGACCCUCCGCCGCGCAGCCCCGAGGAGCCGCCCGAGGUAAGCGCGGCCCCGUCGGGGAGCUCCGGGCCGCCGUUCCGCGGCUCCGCGCCGAGCGCUCCCUUCCCCGGCGUGCGGGCACCGCGCCGCGGGUCCCCGGGCGAUGCUGCGGGCGGACGGCGAGAGACGGACGCGGAGCCCCGCCGCCUCGCCCCGGCCGUCGUCCCUGCGGCCCGCCUCGCGGCCCGGCUCGGAGCAGCUGCCCUCCUCGUCGCCUCUCUCCUGCUGCCGCCCGUCCGUCCGCACGGCCGAAGGCUCGGGACAUGCGGGAUUCGGGGCGUUCUCGUGCCCGGGCACCCCCAGAAUGGUUCCCCCGCCACCUGUCAGCAAGCCCCACGUGUGCCUCUCGACUGUACUCAUCAUGAGCAGCCUCAUCCUCAUGGAUGCCUACCUGGUGGAGCAGAGCCAGGGCUCCAGGAAGCUGGGCAUCUGCGUCAUGGUGGCAGUGGGCGACGUGUGCUUCUUGCUGGUGCUCCGCUAUGUGGCCAUCUGGGUUGGGGCAGAGCCCUCUAUGUGCUGCUGGUGGCCACAGAACACAUGGAGUACGUCAGGACAUUCAAGAAGAAAGAAGAUCUUCGCAACCGCCUCUUCUGGGUCAUUGUGGACAUGCUGGAUGUGCUGGACAUUCAGGCCAACCUGUGGGAGCCCCAGAAGAAGGGGCUGCCACUCUGGGCUGAGGGCAUCAUGUUCUUCUACUGCUACAUCUUGCUCCUGGUCCUGCCUUGUGUGUCCCUGUGCGAGAUCAGCAUGCAGGGGAUUGGCAUUAUGCCUCACCGCAUGAUGCUGUACCCCAUGCUGAGCAUGCUCACUGUCAACAUCACCACCAUCUUCAUCCGAGGCAGCAACAUGCUCUUCUUCAGGGACUCCCGGGUCUCCAGCAUCUUCAUGGGCAAGAACAUGCUGGCCAUCGGGCUGAAGGUCUGCAUGUUUGUGCAGUACCAGCGGCACAGGCACCACGCACCGCCGGGGCCGGGCCCUGCCCCACAGCAUAGCUGCCAGCCCCAGCCCUCCCCAGGGAUGCAGAAGUCUCGGGAUCAGCCUGCCUGCCCUGAAGAGCUGGCACAGGACAACACGUGAUGUGCCGGUGGCAACCACAGCCUGGGCACUGCCACGCUUGGUCAUCCCCACAAGACAACAGGAGGGUCGCUGAGCCCCCUGCCUCUGGACAGCAGGGACUGACCCUGUCUCCUUCCUCCUUGGGCAAGGCUGCUCCAUUCCCCAGGGGCAACACUGCGAUGGGGCAGCCAAGCAGUGCAGGACCACAGCCCUCCAGCUCAAGCCAGGGGCUGAGCAGAGACGUCACCUGCUCCACCUCAGUGUCUUGCCCCAGCCAGGUGCCCAUCCUGGUGGGAGCGAGGAUCUGGCUUCCCCCACCUCUCAUCCCUCUCAAACAGCCGCAGGCUCGGUGGGGGCUUGAAGAGGGUAACUGACCUUUUUCGUAUCUCCCUCUUUGCAAUAAAGGGCCUGAGCUCUCA